GGUGAGACAUGAGAUACCAAAAUAAAAGCCUGUGUCCUUAACGGUAGUUACAACAAAGAAUGGCAUCAAAAGUAGUUCAGCUGGUAUUCGUGGUUCUCGGCGCCAUUGGACUGAUGGGGGCCAUUAUCUGCUGUGCCCUCCCUGAAUGGAUUGUUGGACAUUCUGAAGAUAUGGAAGUUCAUAUAGGUCUGUGGAAGGUAUGUCCGAAGCACAGCAGUGGACUGCAGAUCUGUGGAACGCGUAAUACCUAUGAAUCCUCUGAAUUUCACGCCUUCAGGGCUUUGACCGUCAUCAGCUGCAUGCUCGGUGUUCUCAGCCUCCUCCUCAUGUUCUUUGGUUCCGACUUCACCCCAUAUGUUCAGAACCAAGAUAACAAGUCCAAAAUGAUCCUUGCUGCUGGAGUGGGCCUGAUGCUGGCCGGCCUGCUGCUGAUCACCCCUGUCAGCUGGAUUUCAUAUGAUUUUAGAAAUGGAAUAGAGGGAAUUAAGCUGGGAGCGAGCGUCUAUAUCGGCUUUCUAUCUGGCUUGAUGCUGAUGCUGAUUGGAGGUGGGCUCUGCUACGUAAUCAGAUCCGGAUCCAGCAGCUCUGGAGCAAUCAUCAGUAUCUUUAGCAACAGAGCUUAAGCUAAAGAAAACUUAGUGAGGGAGUUGAUUUGGUAAAAACUAGGAAAACGACACCAGAGAUUGAAAAUAUUAUGCUGACAAUAAAUGGACAAAAUCAUCACAUCAAUAGUUUUAACAUUUUGUGCUGAAAGCCACGUGCUUUGUAAAUCCUUUGACUUUAAUUUUAUUUUGGCAGAAUUCCUAGUAUUGAUCUUAAAAUGUUAAAAAAUUUGACUUCACAAAGAUCCAGAGUAGAAAAAUAAAAUUUAUAAAUGUCUGUAUGCAGGACAGUUACAUUUCAGUGAUCUUUUGGUUCAUUUUCUGUUUGCUUAUUAAAUCCAUUUUGUUUUUUCAUGGUUUCUUAACUCGUUUUUAAAAAAUGUCAACAUAAUUACUAACCAGAUUUGCUUUAAUUCCAUGAUGUUUCUCAGUUUCCUGCUUUAUUUUCUAUUGAUAAAACAUUCUCUGUAACUAUUUCUGUUUUUGUACAACCAUCACAACAGAUCAUUAUAUUUGGUCAAAUUCAGAUGUGAUUGGAAAACUAAUUAAGAUUUAUGAAAAAGAAAUCCAUCAACUUACAGAAAACUUUACUUCAACUGAUUCUUCAUCUCAUAUGUAAAAGAAUAUUGUUUAAGAAAAUGAUGCAAACCCUUAAAGUGUUACCAUCUGAUUUUAUCUUAUCUUUUAUUUCAGCUUUUGCUUAUGUCUUUUUCAA
Poeciliopsis prolifica (blackstripe livebearer) is the source of this 1317-nucleotide messenger RNA. RefSeq names its product claudin-9-like. Bases 60 to 623 code for a protein of 187 amino acids. Gene Ontology annotation, molecular function: structural molecule activity. The transcript is spliced from 3 exons. NCBI's taxonomy places the organism in Eukaryota, Metazoa, Chordata, Actinopteri, Cyprinodontiformes, Poeciliidae. Gene Ontology annotation, cellular component: bicellular tight junction; plasma membrane. The record is from RefSeq and is a predicted model, not a curated record. Gene Ontology annotation, biological process: bicellular tight junction assembly; cell adhesion.